AUGGGCAUGGCUCUCCGUCAGAGGCAUAGCAAGGAGUUCCUGGACCAAGUCACAGAGCUCGAGCAGAAUGAGAUCUGUCUAGUCGAUGCAGAUGCUGAGAAGGCGCUGGUAUGGCGUCUGGAUGCGAUAUUCCUUGUUGUUGGGUUUCUGGGAUAUGCUUUUAAGUACCUCGACCAGACCAACAUUAGCAAUGCAUACGUUUCUGGCAUGCAAACAGACCUAAAGCUUUAUGGAAACGAGCUAAAUUAUUUCACCACGUUUUUCAACAUCGGCUACAUGGUCAUGCUUUAUCCCUCAUGCAUUAUAAUUUCUCAUAUCGGACCAGCGAUUUGGCUGCCUACAUGUGAGGUUCUUUGGGGAAUCUUUACGUGCUGUUUGUCCACUGCCACGUCUGCGAAGCAGGUCUAUGGCCUUCGCUUCCUCAUUGGGUUCUGCGAAGGCGCUACCUGGCCGGGAUACUUUACUAUCAUCAGUCAAUGGUAUCUUCCGCAUGAGAUGGCAUUGCGCAUGAGUCUUUACAACAUGGCUCAACCAGUCGGUGCUAUGCUUUCCGGAGCACUGCAAGGUGCACUCUCCACAAAUCUGAACGGUUCGCUUGGAAGAAGCGGCUGGCAAUGGGCUUUCAUCAUCAAUGGAAUAUGCACGAUUACUGUUGCCCUUCUUGCCUAUGUAGCAGUGCCUGGAUUUCCGGAAAGACAAAAUCCACUCUCCAAGAUAUAUCUCAAGUCCCGACACAUCGAAACUGCUCUUGCGCGCACGCGUCGUGUCGGCCGGAGCCCACAAGUUGGGAUCACGCCCAGAACCUUCCUUCGCGCCUUGAGAUUCUGGCAUCUUUGGCUAUUCUCUAUUGCAUGGUGCAUUGGCACGGGGACGACCCCAACGAACUAUUUCAAUCUUUGGCUCAAAUCCUUGACCAACACUGAUGGAACGAAAAAAUACUCAGUUGCUAUGCUCAAUUAUCUGCCCAUUAUUGGCCAAGCGAUUCAACUCGUCGCGGAGAUCCUCUUCAGUGGUUUCAGCGAUUUCUUUGGCACCAGACUUCCGUUUCUGCUUUUGCAUGCCGUAAUCAACAUUACAUCCCUCAUAAUUCUGGUCAUUCGCCCGAGCAGCGAGUCUGCUUACAUGGUUGGAUGGUACAUGAACUACAUCGGAGCCGUCUCCACAAUGCUGCUAUGCGCAUGGGCAACUGCGCACCUCGAGACAGAACCUCAAGUCCGAACAGUUUUAUUCGCCACCGGCACACUUUUCUCAUAUCUCCUCAGCGCAUUCCUUCCCAUUGCCGCCUACCCCGCCGAGGAAGCACCUCACUGGCGCAUUGGCGCAAAAUUGUACCUGGCUCUCUCGAUAUUAGCAGCUAUUCUUUUCGUCACUAUACAUUUUGCUUUCAAGUGGGAGAAGCACACGAAGCAAACGAGGGAGGGUGACCAAAAUUAUACCGACUAA
Aspergillus japonicus CBS 114.51 is the source of this 1443-nucleotide messenger RNA. RefSeq names its product MFS general substrate transporter. Gene Ontology annotation, cellular component: membrane. The transcript is spliced from 15 exons. The coding region runs from base 1 to 1443 and encodes 480 amino acids. The record is from RefSeq and is a predicted model, not a curated record. Gene Ontology annotation, biological process: transmembrane transport. NCBI's taxonomy places the organism in Eukaryota, Fungi, Ascomycota, Eurotiomycetes, Eurotiales, Aspergillaceae. Gene Ontology annotation, molecular function: transmembrane transporter activity.